Pantherophis guttatus is the source of this 3158-nucleotide messenger RNA. RefSeq lists its product as uncharacterized. Lineage: Eukaryota; Metazoa; Chordata; Lepidosauria; Squamata; Colubridae. Gene Ontology annotation, biological process: SCF-dependent proteasomal ubiquitin-dependent protein catabolic process. Gene Ontology annotation, molecular function: protein binding. The record is from RefSeq and is a predicted model, not a curated record. Gene Ontology annotation, cellular component: SCF ubiquitin ligase complex.
UCCGCCUGGCUGCCCGAGCAUGGAGCCCGUGACGGUUGGGGGGCUGAUGCGGACCCUGCGGGAGAUGGGCUUCAGCGAGGAGCAGGUGGGGGCCGCCCUGCGCGCCGGCUGCCUGAGCGUCCCGGAGGCGGCGGACUGGCUGCUGCGCGAUCGCCCGGAGGGGGUUCCCCAUUCGCCCCGUCUCCGGCUCUUCCCGGGGGUCUCGGAGCCCCGCGCCACGGACGCCUUCCAAGCCCCCCGGACGCCCCACUUAGUGGACGGGACGGGGGCAGCUGAGCUUCCCGGGGGGGUCCCGGCCGCGCCGGGGGGAGACGGGCAGCCGCAAGCCUGGGAUUUGGCGGAUCGGUCGCAGCUGGUCCAGCAGCUGAAAACCGAAAAGAGGACGAAGCAGCGGGAGCGCGAGUUGGCCUUGCAGAGGAUCGCGGACGACCGACGGCAGAACCGGGCCAGGGCGGCAACCCCUCAGCCCGGCCCAGGAUGCGCGCAGCCAGACGCGAUCCAGCCGCCCGGCCGCGCGCAGUGUCUGCUGGUGAUCCGCCUGCCCAGCGGGGAGUCUCUCCGCCGAACCUUCCCGGCCGAAGCCUCCCUGCAGAGCGUCCAGCGGUUCCUCCGGUCGCAACACCCGGGGCUCUCGCCCUCCUCUGCCUUCCUGCAGGCCGCCCCCAAACGCCGCUUCGGACCGGCCGACCUGCCGCACUCGCUGCUGGCGCUGGGCCUGGCCCCCGGAGCCACCCUCUGCGUCGUCGAGCCGGCGCCCGGGGACGCCUCGCCUCCUUGUCCCGCCCCUCCGGAGCCCCUCCCCGCAGAGGGGAGCCCCUGUUCGCAGGGGGCGGGGAAGGGGGCGGAACCCACCCCUGGCACUCCGCAGGAGGGUCUCUCCAGCCGAGGGGGGAAAGUUCCCUCCCGGGACCCCCAUCGGUGGGGCAGGGGUCAGAAGCUGGACUCUGAGGAGCCCAUGGAGCAGGACCUGCCGCCAGCCGCCAGGGGGCAGCAGGCGCUGGGGGAAAAGCCAGCUGUCUUGCCUGCUGCCCGUGACGACCCUGCAGAGUCUGGCCACUGGUGGCCGCAGGAGGGCCACCGGCUGCGGAGGGAAGCCGAGGGGAGCAGCCCGGGACCCCUGCCCCUUGCCGUAGCCCGGGCAGCCGAGCAGCGCCACUGCCAAACGCCCGUCCUAGGGGAGAGCAGCCAGCUUGCAUCAGCGUCCCCUGCGGCCUUGGUUUCCCCUUCGGUGCCUUCGCUGUUCGGGCUGUGUCUUCAGGGGGCAGCCGCCCUCCUCUCAGCCCCCAGCAGGCAGUACCGCGGCAGCCUGGCCUCACUGCCCCCCGGGCUGGCCCAGGUGUUGCUGGAGUACCUGGUGCGAGGGGCUCGGCUCCAUCCUGGCAGCCUGCGGCUCUUCUCUGGCUGCUCCCUCUGGACCCUCUGCCUGGACUGCUACCCCUACGCCACCAACCGGCUGCUCGCCGAGCUGCCCGCUUUUCCCGGCUUACGGCAGCUGAGCCUCUUCUGCUGCUCACUUAUUACAGACCAAGGUCUGUCCGUAGUGCAGCAUCUUUCGCACCUGCAGCAGCUGAACCUCUCGGCCUGCGCAAAGCUGACUGACAACUGCCUACCGUUCCUGAAAGGGCUGCUGGAGUUGUCCCACCUGGUGCUGGACCAGACCCGAGUGACCGAUGCCGGCCUGGCAGGCUUCCUCCUGGGGUCUCCCUCUGCCCUCUCCCACCUGAGCCUCAACCGGACCAGUGUCACGGAGCGCACCCUCCUCCUCCUGCCCCAGUGCGCCCCCCAAUUGCGCGAGCUCGGCCUCAAGCAGACUGGCAUCAGUGACGUGUCCGCCCUACGGCACUCGGAGGCCCUGCAGAGGCUGUUCCUGGACGGCACCCCUGUGAGCGAAGCCUCCCUCAGGACCCUCGCCUCCCACCCAGCUCUGGGCUGCUUGACCCUCUCCGCCGUCCAGUCUGUGGAUGGAGAUCGGGUUCUGGAGCUGGUCUCAGCUCUGCCCCUGACACAGCUGGCGCUGCCAAGCCGGCACACAGUGACCAACCUUGGCCUGGCUGCUGUCUGUCGACUAUCUGGCCUCCUGGAGCUGGACCUGACGGAUUAUAUCCACAUCACGGACGAGGGGCUGCAGCCCCUGCCUGGGCUGUGCAGGCUGCGGUGCCUGUCACUGGCCAACACGCGAGUGACGGAUGACGGCCUGUGCCACGUCCGGCCCCUUCAGCUUCUGGAGCAGCUGCGCUUGGACCGCCUGCCCGUCUCCAGCGCUGGCGUGGCCCACUGCGUCAGGGGCCUCCGCCACCUGCAGGUGCUGAGUCUGGCCAGCACGGCCGUUGGAGACCCCGUAGCCAGGCUGGGCCUCGCUGAGUGCCGUCAUCUGCUCAAGCUCAACCUGAGCGACACCUGCCUGACCGACAGAGGGCUCCGCUUCCUGGCUCAGCUGCCCCUUGUCCAGCUCAACGUUGAUGGCUCAGGAGUGACGGCCGCCGGUGUGGCAGAGCUCGUGGCCACCUGCCCCACCCUCGCCCGCGUCCGGAGUGGCCGCCUGAGGCUCUUGUCACCAGCGGAGGAGGAAGAAGAGCCAGGGGACUAGGUGGCACAUCCCUCCCAGCGCUACUGAGGAGAUGCCUGGCACUCGGCAUCCGUCUUCUGCCACGCUCUGCUCUUGGUUGGAAGGGAGCUUGGAGGUCUUCUAGUCCAACCCUGUGCUCGAGCAGGAGACCUUUGCAGAAUCAUAGCAUAAGAGUUGGAAGGGAACUUGGAGAUCAUCUAGUCUGACCACCUGCUCAAGCAGACUCUUACACAAUCAUAGAAUAAGAACUGGAAGGGACCUCGGUGGUCAUCUAGUCCAGCCCCCUGGUCAAGCAUAGGACAGAGUUGGAAGGAAGCUUAGAGGUCAUCUAGUCCAACCCCCUGCUCUAGCAAGCUUUCCUCCGGAGAAAUUGCAGGGGGGGCUGCCUUGCUGCAGACACCUCCCCCCACUUGGCCUUUGAGGAUCAGCAGCAAAGAGGGGAGGGUUGGCAGUACAUUUGCUGGGGCAGGGGGCUAGGGAGAUGUAAAGCCCCCUCCCCAGUUCAGGGGUGCCCUGAGUGAGUGGUGGGGAAACCACAAUGUUUGUGUCUUAACCUUUGUGUCCAAUAAAACAGUGCCUUGUUUUUACUCUU